Suillus fuscotomentosus is the source of this 1257-nucleotide messenger RNA. RefSeq lists its product as uncharacterized. The record is from RefSeq and is a predicted model, not a curated record. The transcript has 3 exons. Bases 1 to 1257 code for a protein of 418 amino acids. Lineage: Eukaryota; Fungi; Basidiomycota; Agaricomycetes; Boletales; Suillaceae.
AUGUCUUGCCGGGUGUUAGUUGUGUUGGAUCCUCAGUUCUCCCGUGCUUCUGUACAGGAUUCUUAUGGGUGCAUGGACUGGGUGACCCACGAUUAUCCCGCCUUGUUGGCUGCCGACCUCCUGCGCAAUCCUACACUUCAUGGAUUUGUCUUCCGUGGAAAAACUAGCCAAUUGAUUUCACAGCGACCAGGCUUUGUUCCAGUCCGGCUUCAAGAAAAGGUUCGGAUGUUUAACGCUGUUGAUGAUUCCGGACUGAUCCCUGGAACCAAUAAGUUACUAUUGUGGCUUAGAAUCCAACACAGAGGAAUGGAUGUGGAGUUCAUGAAGUUUGAAGAUUUUCAUGAUAUAUUAAUCUCAACAAACUCCGACUUCAGGCAAAGAUUUCGGCGAUAUCACUCCAUAUGGGGCGGCAUAGACCUCAUGGUAGAUCCAAGGCAGAUACUGGAGUCCAUCAUGCCAGUAUGGCCCCCAUCCAGGGAGGUGCUACGUGCCUCAAGAAAAUUCAAUGUAAUCAUGGACCUGGACCAAAUUGCUACUAGGAUGAUCAACUCCCCCAGACCCCUGACCACAAUCCUUUCCCAUACCAACGUGUCGCAAUCCUUUGAAGGCUUCAUUCUAAAGCGUGAAGGCAGUGACUGCACACGUCAUGUUUUGUUACCGGACAGGGUGGAUCCACUGAAUCUGCCCCCUGACCUUGGUCACUUCAGGUGGUUAAAACAGUCAUAUGUACCUACCCUUCAACAGCUUGGAGAGUGGCGGAUGAUCUUGGUAGACUGCAAGCCAUUGUAUGUUAUACACACAGCUCCUGGAAAUAGAGAGCAGGAGUGGGUCUUCUUGCAUCGGGAUGCCGGUCUGUCCCUGGCGGAAAUGAGCCUGCUUAUGAGGGAACCGUAUGUCUUUGAUGAUAUCAUGGAUCCAGUAGGGGGCACACUUGCUGAACGACACCUAGCUGAUCUAGAACUGGAGUCCUUUGUGACAGCCGCAUUAAGUCAACUUGUAUGCAUUGAGGAAGAGUUUCUGGGUACAUCCAGCUCCUUGAGGCUAAUGGCCAGAGUGGAUGUCAGUGUCAUGCAUGGUCCCAAUGGCAAAUUAGGGUAUUUCAUCAACGAGGUGGAACGUGGUGUAGGUAUCGGGCUAUUCAGCACCGGAAAUCCAAGAUGGACCUUACGGCUGGCCGAUGAAUUUGCAUGCAUGUUCUCCAGGUGGAUGACUGACACCUGCAUAACUAUGGGACGCCUAGUGGACCCAGAGAUGUAG